Molecule: messenger RNA, 1337 nt
Organism: Oncorhynchus gorbuscha (pink salmon)
Lineage: Eukaryota; Metazoa; Chordata; Actinopteri; Salmoniformes; Salmonidae
Product: GRAM domain-containing protein 2B-like
Exons: 12
Coding region: 170-1156 (328 amino acids)
Source: RefSeq, a predicted model, not a curated record
GUAGGCUAAAGCCAGGUAGGAGACUAGAAGGACAGGCUGGGUGUAUACUGCAACACAGUGGAGUACAGAGUUGCUAGUUUGAGAGUCGGUUUACAUAGUCAGUGCAAAUACCGUGUGGAGUAGAGAGGAGCUCAGUGGGAGUGGGAGAGACGCUUAACCACUCCAGGCCAUGAACAUGGACCAUCGGAGGUUCUCCCUCGACAGCUCAGUGUCCCUGAAGAAUGGAGGUGGAGGAGGUAGUCUGGGCCCUAGGAGAGGCAGCCGCAGUAAGAAGAGCAAAGAGAAGUGGAAGAGUCUAGAGGAGGCCCAGCUGGAGAUCCAGGAGCUGGGACACAGCCUGAACAGGAGCAACUCUCUCAGGUCAGAGACCAUAGAGGAGGAGAGCUUCCACCCGCCUGAUGGCGCAGUUGCCAAAAAUAGUUUUGUGAAAUACAACAAAACCUUCCACAAAUUAUUCCGAGAUAUUCCUACAGAGGAGAAACUAACUCAUGUGUUCACCUGUGCCCUGCAGAAGGAGGUGUUGUAUCAUGGGAAGCUAUUUGUGUCUGUCAACUACGUAUGUUUUUACUCUUCCGUACUCCUCAAGGACACCAAGGUUGAGGUCCAUGUGUCCAGCGUAAAGGAAGUGAAGAAGCAGAACUCAGCCCUGUCUAUGCUCUCCAUCCGUACUACUGAUGGAAACAAGUAUUCGUUUGUGUCUUUGCGGAACCGGAGAGUGUGCUAUGAAAUCCUGCAGUCUGUGUGUUCACAAGCACAGCUGGGGGAGCAGGUGGAGAAUGGCAACAGCAGUCCCCACUUCUCAGGAGAGAACGGUGUUGAUGGCGUGGAUGGGAACAUAGACACAAUCUCCAGCAAUUCCAGCCGGGAGGACAGUGUGGAGCGGAGCCUUCCCAUAGAGGCCGUCUACUCUGACCUGCCCAGCAGCGCUGACUCGUGGGUUUGGAUCGUCACUGAAAGGGUUAAAACCCUCCUCCUUAUCAGAGAUAUGCGCAACCUCAAUGUCCUCCUAUCCAUCUGUCUGUUUCUGGCGGUGUUGCUAAUACUGUCAUCGGGGUACAUCAGUUUGCGGAUCGUAGCUCUGGAGGAGCAGCUGAGUUCUCUAGGAGCCCUGCCGGAGUUCUCCAUACACCUCAGAGAGGAACAGGAAACAGCCUGAAGCGACCUACAGCCAGGGAGGAUUGGCCAUUUGGAUAUUCUGGCAAAUACCAGACGGGCUGGACCAUUUUUUUGUUGGGUGGGCUGGUUGAAAAUGGACACUUUUUUUACUAUAAUUUUUUUUUGUUUAACGUAGAAAAAGGUGACAUGGCCAGCGGCCUAUGAGCUUGUUAAGAUAGAAA